Polyodon spathula (Mississippi paddlefish) is the source of this 3404-nucleotide messenger RNA. RefSeq names its product immunoglobulin superfamily DCC subclass member 3-like. Gene Ontology annotation, cellular component: plasma membrane; axon. Bases 201 to 2543 code for a protein of 780 amino acids. The transcript has 15 exons. The record is from RefSeq and is a predicted model, not a curated record. NCBI's taxonomy places the organism in Eukaryota, Metazoa, Chordata, Actinopteri, Acipenseriformes, Polyodontidae. Gene Ontology annotation, biological process: axon guidance; cell-cell adhesion. Gene Ontology annotation, molecular function: protein binding.
CGAUGUUAAUGUGUGUUUGCUACAUAGCCGGAUGGAGAGAGAGAUGCUGAUGCUGAUGUGCAAAAUGGCGCAAGCUCACUCGACCCCUUUGAGCCACAAAUUCUUCUAACUGGGGACAUAAGUGUUUAGCUGUUGGUUUCGUUCGCUUUGACCUGGUUUCUUUUUUUUUGUAUUCUAAUAUUUAAUUUCAAGGUGCUUAAAUGGUUUCGAAACGGUGCUACCUGUCUUGUGGGGCACUUGGAUUACUUCUGACCGCUUUAGUGGGGUUAGUGCUGACCGCAAAGCUCGCUUUUGCGGUGGAACCCAGUGACAUCAUUGCUGUCCAGGAGCAGCCUUUGAUGCUUCACUGCCAAGUGGAUGGCAUCCAGCCAAUCACAACGUCGUGGAGGAGAAACGGUGUGCUCCUAUUGGACGGUGAGAACAAUGACAUGUUUGUCAACGGAUCGCUGGUGAUCACCAGGUUCCAGAAGACGAAGGCCGACGGGUCCUCGGAUGAAGGGGACUAUGACUGCGUCGCCCAGAACCACUUUGGGCUGGUGGUCAGCCGGAAAGCAAAAGUGCAGGCUGCAACGAUGGCUGAUUUCCACGUCCACCCCCAGUCGGUGCAGGUUGAGGAGGGGGGAGUCAGCCGCUUCCAGUGCCACAUUCACGGCCUGCCUGAGCCGGUCGUCAGCUGGGAGAAGAACGGGGUGCCGGUGGACACAGACAACGAGAGGUACACACUCUUACCCACCGGCGUGCUGCAGAUCACAGGAGUCCGAGCCGAGGACAACGGGAUCUUCCGCUGCGUUGCCGCCAACAUCGCCAGCGUCAAGCGUAGCCUGGAGGCCAGGCUCACUGUAUCAGGCUCUCAGUCAGCUGUUUACAAAGAACCCAUGAUUCUGGUUGGCCCCGAGAACCUCACACUGACGGUUCACCAGACCGCCAUAUUGGAAUGCGUUGCUACGGGAUACCCGCGACCCAUCGUGUCCUGGAGCCGGCUGGAUGGCCGCCCGAUUGGAGUGGAAGGCAUCCAGGUGCUGGGCACAGGGAACCUGAUGAUCUCUGACCUCACAGUGCAGCACUCUGGGGUGUACGUGUGUGCGGCAAACAAACCCGGGACCCGUGUUCGAAGGACUGCUCAGGGUCGCCUCGUUGUGCAAGCUCCUGCGGAGUUUGUGCAGUCCCCGCAGUCCAUCUCCCGGCCGCUGGGCACCACAGCAAUCUUCACAUGUGUGGCACAGGGAGAGCCCGCCCCCCAGCUCACCUGGCUGAAGAACGGGCAGAUCCUGGAGACCAGCGACAACGUCAAACUGAGGAACAACAACAGCACCCUUACUAUCUAUGGGAUUAGCCUGGAGGAUGAGGCUAUUUACCAGUGCAUUGCGGAGAACAGCGCGGGCUCCACCCAGGCCAGCGCCCGGCUCACUGUGCUCUGGGUGGACGGGUUACCCAGUCCCCCUCGAGACGUGAAGGCUGUGACGGCCUCCUCCACUGCCAUCCAGGUGUUGUGGAGCCAGCCCCUGCAGAACACACAGGAGAUCAUCGGCUACGUGCUGCACAUCCGGAAAACCAUAGAUCCCAUUGAAAUGGAGUACCAGGAAGCUGUUAGUAAAAGUACUUUCCAACAGUUGGUGUCUGACCUGGAGCCUUCCACCAGCUACACGUUCUACGUGAAGGCCUACACCUCCCGCGGAGCCAGCAAGCCCUCGGAGACGGCCACAGAGAAGACGCUGGGGGAAGUUCCAGCCACCCCAUCGCUCUUUAUUAAGGUUUUAAACAGCACAUCAAUCCAGGCCACAUGGGAGCCCUCUAUUAAGCUGGGCAUGCACAGGGGCUUUAAGCUGUAUUACCGCAAAGUCCACGUCUCGCACUUCACCGGUCCGCUGCGGCUGCCCAGCAACAUCACGUCCUUCAACAUCACCCAGCUUGACCCCUCUGUGGUGUAUGAAGUAAAGCUCCUUGCUUUCAACCAGCACGGAGAAGGGAACUCCAGCGUGCGCUUUGUAUCCCUGCGAGACACCGUCGAGCGCUCAGUGCUGAAUACCCCCUGCAACUGUGUAAAAGAUGAACAAAACAAAACUUCAACCACAGGCAUCAUCAUUGGGAUUCACAUCGGAGUCACCUGCAUCAUCUUCUGUGUCCUGUUCCUCAUGUUCGGAUAUCGUGGAAGGUUGCUCAUGUGUAAGAACGCACAGGAUCACUUGGCCACGCCUCAGGUCACCCGCAAUCAGACCAGGAGCUCAGCAGGGCUGGUGCUGAACAGAGUGUCGCGGAGGGACCUCGAUGAGACUGGAAACACUGGGAACACUGGGAAACAACCUGCCGAUACCAACGAGCUAGAGAGGCUGUUCCCAGGGACCCCACUCCGAGAACAGCCUGACAAAGGGAACGAGACUGACAACAUCCCUGUCACGUUGCACGACGAGACACAAAUCUCCACCCUCCCGCUAGACGAAUUCAGCAUCACGGAAGAACGACAGCUGCCGAGUGAGAGUGCUCCAGUAGGGGGCGCCACCUGCCCUUCCCAGAACCACCUCCAUCGAACCGAGGAACAAGGAUGAAUGCCAAGUUUUAGAACGCCUCUUGUAGAAUUCUUAUUAACAGUCUCAGGUCAACUGUAUGCUUCUUUUUUUAUUUUGAUUUUUUUGAAGGAUUGAUGCUCAAGCUGCCCUUGUAAUGCCGUCAGGUCAGGUUUUUAUCAUUCUUGUCAGACUCGGGCCUUUUAUCUUCUUUCUCUUAUUUUCUUUUGUUCUUAUGAAUGAUAAGAUGCUGUCAUAUUGGACAGAUGGACGUUUCUCUAUCGCUGUCUCUCCAGAGGCUGGUUACAGGACACUGCUGUAAGGGACAACAGACCGAGAUUGCCAUCUUCAGCAAAGCCUGUUUGACAGACUUGUAGAUUUCAAUGAAUUAUUUAACGUUGACAGCCCAGUACCUACACUUGUAGGCCUUUUAAUUUUAGAAAAGGAACUUAAAGUCUUGCCAAUAAUCUACCAAUGAUUCCACACGAGGGGGGUCCAGAAGAGGCCUGCUCCAGGGAGUUCUCAGGAUUCUUUUUUUUACUGUAAAGUUGUUUUUUUUUUUGCUCAGCUAUGUCAACGGUUUGCCCUACAUGUAGGCUAUUAUAGCCUUGGCUAUCAACCCUUAGGAUGCUCAAUAUGAACCUACCUCAGCCGGAAAUGAAUGUCUUCUGGGAAGCCACAGCUGUUCUGUCUUCCUUGUUUUUCAACGAAUAUCAUAUCACUUGGUCUGUACUUGUUUAGUACUACCACAAAAAAAAAAAAAUCCUUCUGUUACACACCUGCUACAAAAUAUUUCCAACGUAAGCACUUCCUAACACUGAAGGCAAUGUUCUACCUCAAGUUUUUUUUAAUUCUUUCUUUUUUAAUGUAUUAUAAAUUAUGUAUUAUAAUGUUUUUGUCGGG